UUUUCUUUUUCAUUAGUUGACAGCACAAAGAAAGAAGUCGGUCGGCCAUUUUAUUUGUGGCUCAAAGAAGCUGUACUUCUUCAUCCAUUAAAUUUUGUUUAGUUUUAUUACAAAGGUUUUUCUAAAUACCUAUUUUAACUUCGUACAAAUUUGUAUACGUACUUACAAUAAGUUUUAGGCAUAUGUAUUGAUUGCAUUCGUUAGAAAUGGACGAUCCGAAUCGGAUGAUGGCGCACAGCGGUGGAUUGAUGGGACCGCAGAGCUAUGGACUCCCUGGUGGUGAAGGCACCCCAGCCGCGGGUGAGGGCGAAGCCCGAAAGCAAGACAUAGGUGAAAUCUUACAGCAGAUCAUGAACAUCACGGACCAAAGCUUGGACGAAGCACAAGCUAGAAAGCAUACAUUGAACUGUCAUAGAAUGAAGCCUGCCCUAUUUUCUGUACUGUGUGAAAUCAAAGAGAAAACCGUUCUGUCUCUGCGCAACACUCAAGAGGAGGAGCCUCCAGAUCCUCAGUUGAUGCGUUUGGACAACAUGCUCAUUGCUGAGGGUGUUGCUGGCCCUGAGAAGGGUGGGGGCGCUGGGGCCGCUGCCUCUGCUUCGGCUGCUGCUGGAGAAUGGGGCACUGUGGCUCAAGCAGAUAACGCCAUCGAGCACUCGGACUACCGCGCGAAGCUCGCCCAGAUCCGGCAGAUCUACCAUCAGGAGCUGGACAAGUAUGAGAACGCGUGCAACGAGUUCACCACCCACGUCAUGAACCUGCUGAGGGAGCAGAGCCGCACCAGACCCAUCACGCCCAAGGAAAUUGAACGUAUGGUGCAAAUCAUACAUAAGAAGUUCAGCUCCAUUCAGAUGCAAUUGAAGCAGUCCACCUGUGAAGCCGUUAUGAUCCUACGGUCUCGUUUCCUGGACGCACGCCGUAAGCGGCGCAACUUCAGCAAGCAGGCGUCGGAGAUCCUGAACGAGUACUUCUACUCGCAUCUCUCCAACCCGUACCCGAGCGAGGAGGCCAAGGAGGAGCUGGCACGCAAGUGCGGCAUCACAGUCUCGCAGGUGUCUAAUUGGUUCGGCAACAAGCGUAUCCGCUACAAGAAAAACAUUGGCAAGGCGCAGGAGGAGGCCAACCUGUACGCCGCCAAGAAAGCAGCCGACCUGCCUUGGAUGGGCGCGUGCAGGCGCGAUGCUAGCUCCCCUCCCGCCAGAGCCACUCCACACCACACAGCGGGCGCGUCGCCGUACUCUAUGGGCGCGGCGUCGGGCACGGCCACGCCCAUGAUGUCGCCGGCGCCCACGCAGGACUCCAUGGGGUACUCGCUGCCGGCGCCCGGCUACGACCAGCCGCAGCCCAGCUACGACGGCUCCAUGGGCUACGACCACAUGCACCAGGACCUCUCGCCGUAGGCGCCGCGCACGCACACCCGGGACUCAGGUUACGGGCGUGACACUUGAUUGUGCAGCUUCCACUGAAUUGCCAUUUACAUUACUACAUAAAUACUAUAUAUAAGUAGCCGGUGUACGAACCGUUGUGCGCGCGGCCGGCCGUCUCUCGCGCCCGGUCGCACAUCUCAUAUUGCCUUAGGACAUAGGACAUUGUAUACUAUUACAUACACAUAUUUCUAGCAAUCGUAUUUUUGGAGGGACAUGUAAUUGAAAUGUAUUUAAUUUGUAUUAUUAUUCAACUAUACGACUGGUACCCAGUAUUUGUUUCAAAUUAUAUUAUUAUUUUUUAUAUAGGUGUAACGUUUUACGAAUGAAUUCUCGCGCGGCAACUAUUUAUGUACUGUAUACAAGUAUUAUUGUUUUUAAAUCGGUUUUACGUUUUGGACUGUUGUAUUAUUUUGUACGGAUUAUUUGGACAGUAUUAAUUAAUGUUAUGUAAAAGCACCACAUCGUUCGGCGGGAUCUCGUGUUUCUAAGCGUUCACUACUUAUUCGUCUUUACUACUACGGUGGAUAUAAAUAAAUAUACGAUAGUUGUAAGCUAACCUAGUGUAAUAUUAACUAUAAGUAUUCAGAUAUUUUGUGCUAAUUAGUGUCCUAUGCAGUGCGUCUUAAAUGGAGUGCCGCUAGCCGCGUAAUGGCGGUCUCUCCUAGUAUUAAAUAAAUCAAACUAUAUUAUGCUAGGUACAUUUUAAUGUAUUAUAGUUUAUUUAUUAUACAAUUAUCAACGACAAUCUCAAUUUGCAAUACUAUAUUAUAAUUUUAUUAGUAUGUUAAAGUAUACGUAAUUAUAUAUUCAAUUGGAUGUGUACAAUGAGAAUGGUGAUGAAAUAUGAGUACUUAUUCAAUAUGAAUUGAUUAUAUUUACAAAAUUUAUAUUGUAACAAUGAAAUCUUAUAUUAUUUACAACUAAGUUUACAAUUAUAUAUAUAUAUAGACGCAUGAAUAAUGAAAUCACUACUUGGAGAUACCGCAGUUGUGUGGCGCGCAGCUCUGCGCAGACAUGGUGACUUGCGUGCAAUUUUAAAACUUUAUUAGACAUGGUUGUGUUAGUUUCACGCGCAUGAAUUUUCGGCCCCCGGGGCACUACUUUAUCAGUGACCUCGACAUUUUUUAAAAUAAUUAUAUUCCUUUUACAAAUGUUCGGGAGUUGUGAAUAUCAGGACAGAAUAUUAUAUUUUCUCGGUGCUAUGUUGUUGAUGGCACAAAUAUUAUUUUUGCAUUAUAGGCGAUAAGUUGAAUGUUAAUCAGUUUACUAUGACGCCGAGUGUGUGCGCUGUUACGUAGGUGCCACAGACGGACUUGCAUUCAGUAUAACGUGUGAUUAGUUCCACUUAGUGAUAGUUUGGAUACGAUGAAAUUUUGCUAGUGUUAAGUUGAUGUGUUCUAAAACAAAAUAUCUGAAACAGUAUACGAGAAAAAAUAACGAGAAAUUUAAUUGAAUAUGUUAAAAAGAUGCUGUGCAACAUUGAAAUUGUAUCACGUCGCUGUCGAAAUAUUAAGCUUUUAACACAAUAAUUAUACAACACAGAAUAUUUAUAAUAAACUGAUUUUAAAUAAAUUUAAUAUAGAUUUAAAUUGGUAUGUGUCAGCGGCGUGAACACCAUGUAUACGACGACGAGUUCAAUGUUAUUGCGACCAUCGAGAUUGAAAUAAAUACAUUUUUGUGUAGUUAAAUAG
This is a messenger RNA of Achroia grisella, 3115 nucleotides long. RefSeq names its product homeobox protein extradenticle (gene exd). Gene Ontology annotation, biological process: embryonic organ development; animal organ morphogenesis; regulation of transcription by RNA polymerase II. NCBI's taxonomy places the organism in Eukaryota, Metazoa, Arthropoda, Insecta, Lepidoptera, Pyralidae. The transcript is spliced from 9 exons. Gene Ontology annotation, molecular function: DNA-binding transcription factor activity, RNA polymerase II-specific; RNA polymerase II cis-regulatory region sequence-specific DNA binding. The record is from RefSeq and is a predicted model, not a curated record. Gene Ontology annotation, cellular component: nucleus. Bases 207 to 1397 code for a protein of 396 amino acids.